Messenger RNA from Ruditapes philippinarum (Manila clam), 1154 nucleotides. RefSeq lists its product as uncharacterized. Bases 117 to 866 code for a protein of 249 amino acids. The transcript is spliced from 6 exons. Lineage: Eukaryota; Metazoa; Mollusca; Bivalvia; Venerida; Veneridae. The record is from RefSeq and is a predicted model, not a curated record.
AGUGGUUCAUUUAAGGCAUGUUAUGGGACCAGCUUAAAAAGUCACGUGACAACUGUUAAGGUAGAAUUAUAAGAAAUGUUCAUCAUUCGAAUUGUUAGACGUAACAAGGUGUCAGUAUGUUUCUGUUUGUUCUUAUCCUCGUUUUAUUCCAACUGGCAGGGUCUACAAUAGCGGAUUGCAAACACACUAUAAAUAACCAGACUUGCAAAGCUACAACCAACAAUAGCACCUGUGUAACAGCGGCGGAGAAUGGAACUGAAUUAACCUGGUUUGACAUGCAGGCUAAAUGUUCCGAGAAUAAUGGAAGCUUGGUACAUUCUGAAGACAGUAUCACUAAAACACAACUACUACUAAACAACUCGAGUGGGAACUUUACAUAUAUUCGGACAGGCUUAUUGAUGUCCAUAGACAAUGAUAAUAAAACAUUUUGGAGAGACCCAAAACAAAAACCAAUAUGCGGUAACGUUAAUACCAGUGUUUGUUUAUCGGAUGCAAAUGAGACACUGUGUCAAUCUGUUGGAUGUUGCUGGCUUAACGUAUCCUGCCAGUAUCCUGCAGAAAAUCAAAAUGUGACGGAGUACAAAGAGAUACAAGUAUAUGGUACACCUGUAAACAGACAGUGCGUCGGUUUCAAUAGAGAUCCAAAAAGCAAUAAUUGGACUGUCACAGCUUAUGACUGUUUUGAAACUGGUAAUGAUACCACUGGGUUCGUUUGUGAAUAUGAAUGCGCCGAUAUAGGAAUUACACCUGGGGACAAAGGACAAAAUAGGAAUGGAGCAAGUUUAAUCUUGAUUAAUCUAGAGAUAAUGGGUUUACUGAUCCUGACAUGGGUAAUGCCAUGGAAUCGACUGGGAUAUCUUCUAUAGAGACUGUCACUUAUUUUUACAGAGCAUCCUAACUAGAUGAAGAUAAAUCAUGCUACACUAUAUCAGUGUGUAUGUGUUAGUCUGAAAACGUUAGAUUUGCUGAAGAGAGUAUUAAACUUAUCUUGUAAAUGAACCGCGACUUCUUGAUAAAACUUUCGAAAUGGAACAUGUUAUAUAAUUACAUAGUAUAAUUAUAUAAAAUACCUUGUUUUAUGCACCUUGUUGGUUUUUAUCCACCGUAUGCAUGUAUAUAUAUAUGAUUUUUUUUAAAAAGAAAACGGAAACAUU